Molecule: messenger RNA, 6805 nt
Organism: Danio aesculapii
Lineage: Eukaryota; Metazoa; Chordata; Actinopteri; Cypriniformes; Danionidae
Gene: lrp4
Product: low density lipoprotein receptor-related protein 4
Exons: 38
Coding region: 298-6039 (1913 amino acids)
Biological process (GO): chemical synaptic transmission; receptor-mediated endocytosis involved in cholesterol transport; Wnt signaling pathway involved in somitogenesis
Molecular function (GO): protein binding; calcium ion binding
Source: RefSeq, a predicted model, not a curated record
GGCGAUUUUGUGAUGAUCCGUGCCCUCGGUUUCCCUCUAGAUCUGCUGGACUGGAAUAGGAACUACCCCCGAAACACACAUGGUACAAUCCAAUGCACCUUUUGAUCAUUCCAGCAGAAGCAGAGACGGGCUGAGAGCAACAUUUCGAGGCUCUCGCUGGAGUUGUCUGUAGUGGAGCUCAGCCCGCAACCGAGCGGGAUCACAGACGCGGCUUGAACGAUGGUUUUUAAAGAGUUAUUAAUGUAAUUGAGUCGCUCGAUACUUCAGAGAAACAUUCGCGAAAGAGGAUUCUUCACGAUGAGGCUCACUGCGGUGCUUUGUGGCAGCCUUUUAACUUUCACGCUUCUCGCCGAGGGUGUUUUGAGCGCCGCCGAAUGCUCGUGUGGAAAGAAUCACUUCACGUGUGCGGUCAGUGCGUUUGGCGAGUGCACGUGUAUCCCGGCUCAGUGGCAGUGUGACGGAGACAACGACUGCGGAGAUCACAGCGAUGAAGACGGCUGCAUAUUGCCCACAUGUUCACCGCUGGACUUUCACUGUGAAAACGGCAAAUGCAUCCGCCGCUCGUGGUUGUGUGACGGAGACAACGACUGUGAGGAUGACUCCGAUGAACAAGACUGUCCUCCACGAGAAUGUGAGGAAGACGAGUUUCACUGUCAGAAUGGCUACUGUAUCCGCAGCCUGUGGUACUGCGAUGGAGACAAUGACUGUGGAGACAACAGUGACGAACAGUGCGAUAAGAGGAAGUGCUCUGAUAAGGAGUUCCGCUGCUCUGAUGGAAGCUGCAUCGCUGAACACUGGUACUGUGACGGAGACUCCGACUGCAAAGACGGAACUGAUGAAGAGAACUGCCCUUCUGAUGUAAUGACGGCCACGUGCAGCGUUGAGGAGUUUCAGUGCGCUUACGGACGCUGCAUUCUGGACAUUUACCACUGCGAUGGAGACGACGACUGCGGAGACUGGUCUGACGAGUCCGACUGCUCUUCUCAUCAGCCGUGUCGCUCUGCUGAGUUCAUGUGCAGCAGUGGCAUGUGUAUAAAUGCUGGCUGGAGGUGCGACGGUGAAUUCGACUGCGACGACCAAUCAGACGAGAGGAACUGCAGCACGUCCAUGUGUAUGGCGGAUCAGUUUCGCUGUAUGUCUGGCCGCUGUGUACGCUUGUCCUGGCGCUGUGACGGAGAAGACGAUUGCUCAGACGGCAGCGAUGAAGAAGGCUGUGAAAAAACUGAAUCUCCUCCAUGUGCGCCAGAUCAGUUCUUGUGUGGAAAUGGCCGCUGUAUUGGGCAGCGCAAGGUCUGUAAUGACGUCAAGGACUGUGAAGAUGGAACGGAUGAACAACCACACCAGGACUGCCGCUCCAAAUCAAGCGAAGAGAACUGUAACGUGAACAACGGCGGCUGCUCGCAGAAAUGCCAGAUGUCACGGGGUGUGGUGCAGUGCACUUGUCACACCGGAUACACUUUAACAGCGGACGGCAAGACCUGCAGAGAUGUGGAUGAGUGUGCAGAUGACGGCUACUGUAGUCAAGGCUGUACCAACAUCGAAGGAGGAUUUCAGUGCUGGUGCGUUCAAGGUUAUGAGCUUCGCCCUGAUAAACGCAGCUGCAAGGCUUUAGGUCCAGAACCUGUCUUGCUGUUUGCGAAUCGGAUUGACAUUCGGCAGGUUCUUCCGCACCGCUCCGAAUACACGCUGUUGCUCAGCAAUCUGGAAAACGCCAUUGCAUUGGACUUUCAUCACAGUCAGGAGCUGGUGUUCUGGUCUGACGUGACGCUGGACCGUAUCAUGAGAGCCAGUCUGAAUGGCAGUAAUGUGGAGGAGGUGGUGUCCACAGGUCUCGAAAGCCCAGGUGGUCUAGCCAUAGACUGGAUACAUAAUAAGCUCUACUGGACUGACUCGGGAACAUCUCGUAUUGAAGUGUCUAAUCUGGACGGCACACACCGCAAAGUGCUGCUCUGGCAGAGAAUGGAGAAACCGCGGGCCAUCGCUCUGCACCCCAUUCAAGGGAAGAUUUACUGGACUGACUGGGGAAAUAUGCCACGCAUUGAAUAUGCCAACAUGGACGGCUCAAAUCGCAAGAUAAUUGCGGACACACACCUCUUCUGGCCCAAUGGACUUACUAUUGACUAUGCCAGCCACCGGAUGUACUGGGUGGACGCCAAACACCACGUCAUCGAAAGAGCUGAUCUGGACGGGAAGAACAGAAAGGCUGUCAUUAGCCAAGGUCUUCCUCAUCCAUUCGCCAUCACUGUGUUUGAGGACAGUCUGUAUUGGACCGACUGGCACACCAAGAGCAUCAACAGCGCCAAUAAAUUCACCGGCAAAAACCAAGAGGUGAUCCGAAACAAGCUGCAUUUCCCCAUGGACAUCCACACGCUGCACCCUCAGAGACAGCCUGCAGGUGGCAUGAAUCGCUGUGGGAGCAAUAAUGGCGGCUGCAGUCACCUGUGUUUGCCAAGCAAUAAAACACACACCUGUGUGUGUCCUACAGGCUUUAGAAAGCUGGACCAGCAUAGCUGUGCCCAGAGUCUUGACAAGUUCCUGCUUUUUGCCCGAAGGACGGACAUCCGUCGGAUCAGCUUCGACACAGCGGAGCAGCUGGAUGCCGUCAUCCCACUGGCGGACGUCCGAAACGCAGUGGCUCUGGACUGGGACUCUCUGGACAGCGAGAGCUUCAUCUACUGGACAGACGUCACCACCGACACCAUCAACCGUGCACUGUGGGACGGCAGCAAACAGGAGGUUGUGGUGGACACCAGUCUGGAGAGUCCCGCAGGUCUGGCCAUCGACUGGCUCACACACAAACUCUACUGGACUGAUGCAGGCACAGAUCGCAUUGAGGUUUCAAACACAGAUGGCAGCAUGAGGACGGUUCUGAUCUGGGAGAAUCUGGAUCGUCCGCGGGACAUUGUUGUUGAUCCCAUAGGAGGAUUCAUGUACUGGACAGACUGGGGUGCGAAUCCGAAAAUCGAGCGUGCAGGAAUGGACGCGUGGAACCGUACAGUCAUCAUCUCCUCUAACCUGACCUGGCCUAAUGGGCUGGCCAUCGACUACAGCACUGAGAGACUGUACUGGGCCGACGCCAGCAUUAAAACCAUUGAGUACGGCAACUUUGAUGGGUCAGGCAGACAGGUGUUGAUUGGCAGUCAGUUGCCUCAUCCAUUCGGCUUGACUCUUCAUGAAGACAGAAUUUACUGGACCGACUGGCAAUCCAAGAGCAUCCAAAGUGCGGACAAACUCACAGGUUUAGAUCGAAAAACACUGGCGGAAAACCUUGAGAACCUGAUGGACAUUCACAUGUUCCACAAUCACAGAACCAAAGUCCAGACUGGGUGUUUGGUGAAUAAUGGCGGCUGCAGUCACCUCUGCCUUCUGGCUCCGGCUCCUAAAUCCUGGAGCUGCGCCUGUCCCACCGGCAUCAACCUGCAGGCGGAUGGGAAGACCUGCGCGCACGCUAUGAACAGCUUCCUGGUCUUCGCCCGGCGGACAGACAUCAGGAUGAUUUCUCUGGACAUCCUGUACUUCGCUGAUGUCGUUCUGGCUGUCAAUACGUCAAUGAAGAACACCAUUGCUGUUGGAGUGGAUCCCAUAGAAGGUAAAGUGUACUGGUCGGACAGUACGUUAAAGAAAAUCAGCAGAGCCAAUAUCAAUGGUACAGAACAUGAGGACAUCAUUUCAACUGGUCUAAUGACCACUGAUGGUCUGGCUGUGGAUUCAGUGGGCAGGAAAAUCUACUGGACAGACACCGGCACAAACCGCAUUGAAGUUGCUAAUCUCAACGGCUCCAUGAGAAAAGUGCUGGUGUGGCAGAACCUGGACAGCCCUCGUGCCAUCGCUCUCUACCAUGAGAUGGGAUACAUGUACUGGACAGACUGGGGUGAACAUGCCAAGCUGGAACGCUCCAGUAUGGACGGGUCGGAUCGUGUGGUUCUGAUUAAUAAUAAUCUGGGUUGGCCGAACGGACUGGCUGUGGAUAAAGCAGGAUCGCAGCUGCUCUGGGCUGAUGCUCAUACUGAGCGUAUCGAAGCGUCAGACCUGAACGGCUCGAACCGCAGGACUCUGGUGUCUCCUGUCCAGCAUCCGUAUGGUCUGACCGUCCUGGGCUCUCACAUGUACUGGACGGACUGGCAGAGCCGCAGCAUUCACAGAGCAGACAAAAACACGGGGGAAAACGCCAUCACCGUCCGCUCCAGUCUGCCCGGACUCAUGGACAUACAGGCUGUGGACCGCACCGCAUCAGCCGGCCUGAAUAAAUGCGGCCGGAGGAACGGCGGCUGCUCUCACCUCUGUUUGCCGCGGCUCAAUGGGACGUCCUGCGCGUGUCCCACUGGCGUUCUGCUGAAGGCGGACGGACGCUCCUGCGAGGAUCUGCCUGAAACAUACCUGCUGUUCUCCAACCGCGUCAGCGUCCGCAGGAUCUCUCUGGACACACACGACCACACGGACGUGUUCGUGCCGGUGGCAGAACUGCAGAACGUCAUCUCACUGGACUACGACAGCGUGGAGAGGAAACUCUACUAUACUGACGUCUCGCUGGACGUCAUCAGACGGGUGAAUCUGGACGGCAGUGAUAUGGAGACAGUGAUCAGUUCAGGUCUGAAGACCACCGAUGGACUGGCUGUGGACUGGGUUGCCCGAAACAUGUACUGGACCGAUACGGGUCGAAACACCAUUGAAGUGGCUCAUCUAGACGGGACGUCCCGGAAAGUUCUGGUCAAUAAUAGUCUGGAUGAACCAAGAGCCAUCGCUGUGUUUCCCAGCAAAGGGUUUUUGUUCUGGACGGACUGGGGCCACAUAGCGAAGAUUGAGCGAGCGUUUCUGGAUGGCACAGACCGUAAAGUCCUCAUCAACACUGAUCUGGGCUGGCCAAACGGUUUGACGCUGGACUACGACACUCGCAGGAUCUUUUGGGUGGAUGCGCACUUGGACCGCAUAGAAAGCUCAGACUUGAAUGGAAAACUGCGUCAGAUCCUCAUCAGUCCUGUUUCUCACCCAUUUGCCCUCACGCAGUUGAAACCGGUGUACUCUCCUUUAACCCCUUUUUCCCGAAUCUCACAGCAAGAGCGCUGGAUUUACUGGACCGACUGGCAGACCAAGUCUAUUCAGCGUGUAGAUAAGCAUACAGGGCGCAGUAAGGAAACUGUGCUGGCCAAUGUAGAGGGGCUGAUGGACAUUAUAGUGGUGUCUCCACAAAGACAGAGCGGCACGAAUCACUGCGCUGUAAAUAACGGCGGCUGCACACACCUGUGUCUCGCUCGCAGCAACAGCUUCAUCUGUGCCUGUCCUGAUGAUGCAGACAGCAGACCCUGCUCUACCAUUGCAGGUUACGUUCCCGCUUCACCUGCGAAAGACACGACAGGAACUCAAACCCCCAGAAAACAGGCCACCGAGAAACCACACCAGGGCCUGUCGCUGGCCAACUGUACAGAAAUAAAUCUCAGCCUGGAGGACUGCUUCCAGAACAGUGUGAUUUCUGCACCUCGCGAUGAGAGUCCUCAUAUCAGCUAUGUGAUUGGUGGAGCUCUGUCAGUACUGGCCAUCCUCAUCCUCAUCGCUGCCUUCAUCAUUUACAGACACAAAAAGUUCAAGUUUGCAGAUCCCGGCGUGAGUAACCUGACCUACAGCAACCCGUCAUACAGAACCUCCACACAGGAGGUGAAGAUCGAAACUGCACAGAAGCCUGCGGUAAACAGCCAGCUGCGCUAUAAGAAAGAGGUUCAGGGUGUGGUGGACGGAGGCUACACUAAAGAGAAGAUCCGCAUCGUGGAGGGAGUGUGUCUGCUGUCGGGAGAGGAUCUGUACUGGGAAGACCUGCGGCAGCUGAAGGCGUGCAGAGGGUCUGGUCUCCACAACUGCAUGCGCACUGAAACCAUGUCUCUGCAGGCCAGCUCAGCGUCUCUGAACGAUGGAGAAACUGAGCAGCUCCUGCAGGAGGGAGAUCAUCAGUCUGAGUGCUCCAGCAUCAGCACCACUGCACAUCACAACACACAUCCAGACACCGGCUGGAGACACCAGCGCAAAACCUCCACCGAGAGCCAGGUCUGAGGGACUCACACACACAGAGAAACUUGUUCCUAUAUCCCAGUGGGGACUAACAUAAUGAUUUUUCUAUUAUACAACCCAUAUAUUCUCUCUCCUAAAACCCCCAACCCUCAACAAUCUGCGUUUUCAUAUUAUAUUUACAUUAAUACUACAUUCUGUGUGAUUUAUACCAGUGUUUCCCAACCCUGUUCCUGAAGGCACACCAACAGUACAGAUCUCCCUAAUCAAACACACCUAAAUUAACUCAUCAGAACAUUAGAAGAGACUUCAAAUCCUGAAAUGAAUGGGUCAGAUAAGGAUGACAUCCAAAAUAUGUACUGUUGGUGUGCCUCCAUGAACAUGGUUGGGAAACUCCGAUUUAGUCGCAUGUUUACCCAUUGGGGAUCUCAAUUUUAGUCCCCACGGUGACACAAGUCCCCAUGAGUCUGUGUGCAUUCAGAUUUAAGUCCUCACUGGGAUAUAAAAACAAGUACACACAGCAGCGGUCAAACCUUCGGGACCAUGAGAUGCUUUUAAAAAGAGAACAAGGAGACUUGCAUAAAAUACUGUAAAAUUGUCUAAUGUUAUUAGUGUUUGAAGGAAAUGCGUGCUUGGUGAAUGUUGAUUUAGUUGUAAUUGAUGUUUGCGAUAUGAGGAUGAAUUUAUUCAUGCACAUCUUCUGGAGUCUUCAGUGUCAAGCGAUUUUUCAGAAAUCAUUGCAUGAUAUGAUGAUAUGCAGCUCGAGAAACGAUUAUUGUUAUUGUUACUAUUAUUAAUAUUAAUGAUAAUG